Molecule: messenger RNA, 1129 nt
Organism: Nipponia nippon (crested ibis)
Lineage: Eukaryota; Metazoa; Chordata; Aves; Pelecaniformes; Threskiornithidae
Source: RefSeq, a predicted model, not a curated record
AGGAGAAGUUACAUCCAAGAAAUCUUAUCCCAGAGCUUUGUAGACUGUUUUAUGGUUUAGGCUGGGUAACAGGAACCGGUGGAGGAAUCAGCUUGAAACAUGGGAGUCCAAAAGGAAAGAAUACAGCCAGAAGAUAUGUUUGUUUGUGACAUGAACGAACAGGACAUCAAUGGUCCUCCACCACACAAAAAACUAAAGAAAAGCCAGUGCACGCCUCUUUUUAUGAAUGCCUACACUAUGAGAGGGGCAGGAGCAGUGAUCCAUACUCAUUCUAAGGCUGCUGUUAUGGCUACCCUUCUUUACCCAGGGAGUGAGUUUAGUAUUACCCAUCAGGAGAUGAUAAAAGGAAUCCAGAAGUGUACUUCAGGAGGCUAUUACCGAUAUGAUGAUACACUAGUGGUUCCCAUUAUUGAGAAUACACCAGAAGAGAAGGAUCUCAAGGAAAGAAUGGCACAUGCAGUGGAAAAAUACCCAGACUCUUGUGCUGUAUUGGUCAGACGUCACGGAGUUUAUGUGUGGGGAGAAACAUGGGAAAAAGCCAAAACAAUGUGUGAGUGUUAUGAUUACUUGUUUGAUAUCGCAGUGCAGAUGAAGCAGCAUGGGCUAGAUCCUUCAAAACAUCCAGCAGGAGAAAAUGGGAUCUUGUAAAUGACAACAACAUUUAUAUUCAGGUUUCUUACAUGAUGAUGGGAGUUCCAAAUUCCACCUCAGGCUGUUAAAACCAGAAGGGGGUGCUGCUAUACUCGGCUGAUUGACAGAUGUUAGCAGUCAGUUUUGACUGUUAAACACAUCCAAGAAGAAAAGGAGAGUUAAAACAAAACAAAAAAAAUGCUGAACAAUCAUUGCUAUUUAUGAAUCCUGUCAAAUGCUAUAGUAGGAGGAAUGAAAAUUCAGAUGCAGAAAAAAGAUUUUGAAAAAAGCUAUGGAGAACUAAUGUGACAUUUUGUUUGCGUGCUUUAAAAAUCCAUAUUUCAACAACUUGCAUUUGUUGAUCCUGCUCUAUUGCUACAUCAUUUAACUUCUUUUAGGUCUCCAUUUCUGAAAGUUAUAGUAGCUUUUAUUCUUGGGGAAAAAAAGUGAGAAUGACCCCUUAAUUAGAAGUUAGGUAUGAAGUUUAAAGCAUUGUUUG